Messenger RNA from Mytilinidion resinicola, 1638 nucleotides. RefSeq lists its product as uncharacterized. Lineage: Eukaryota; Fungi; Ascomycota; Dothideomycetes; Mytilinidiales; Mytilinidiaceae. The transcript has a single exon. The record is from RefSeq and is a predicted model, not a curated record. The coding region runs from base 99 to 1235 and encodes 378 amino acids.
CUAGAAAUUGCCUCAAUCUCAAUGCGGAUAUUUCUUGUUGAUUUCGCCCUCUAACCUGUGAUCUACUUAUCCUUCCGUCUUUCUUCUCACUUCUCAACAUGCUCUUUCUCGACUUGUGGCCCGGCAAGAGGAGGUACAUGGCAGGUGCAGUUGACUGCAACUUUGUAGCCUUCACACGACGCUUGGAAGCACAACCUAUCCUCGAACGCCCUGGUUCUAAUCCCCGUGCCUCUGUCCUUCAUAAAUUACUCCUAUCCGGACAUACUUCUUCCAAACAUUGUGGCGUAUCGAUGGAGUCUCCCAAGGCCGUUCCGGAUCGGCGUUCUUCUAUCAGCCCAGACUUCUUCCAGCCUUCUCCCGAGCUAAGAGAUCUCAUCGAGCAGAAUUCCGAGUCACCGUUUCCAUUUCCACCUCCUUCCCGUCGCACAUCCAUUUGGCUAGGUGGAAACGAAGAUGCUGAGAAGCGUCGAGAUCAGCUGCGCGCUUUGGAUAUGGCCCGACUGAAACGCCACUCGAUAGUCAGUACCAAUGACGCAGCGCCUGCCGCGAGCGACAGACGCUGGAGUCUUGCACCAUCGAACCCAUACAAAGAAUCCUCCAUUAAAGCUCUACAAAGGGUGGCGACUUCCAACAAAUCGGCGGAGUCACAUAUACCUAGCCACAUGAUCCGACGGGUAUCCAUGGCCCGGAACGAAGUCGCGUCUCAGCCAUUAGUCGAGCGGAUGAGGUCGGAUUUGGCUCAACGUCGCCUGUCCUCGCAGCCUAUUGUCGAGGGUCAUCACCUUUCACCUGUUCAGUCUUCAUCACCUGCAGAGCUCCCUAUGCCUCAAAAUUUCUUCCCUGGAAAUACCGAUUCCAUCUUCGAGGCGUCGUCUCGAAGACAUUUUAGCGUGAGCAUGUCGCCAACCAGCAGCCGAUCACCAGGAUCUAACCCUUCGUCUCCGUCGCGCCUCCGAUCAGUCUGGCCUUUUCAGCCGCCGUCUCCAAAGUCGCCUGCACGAUCGCGUUCCGAUAACCCUUUCUCUUGGUCCCAAACCAGCUCAUUAGAUGUGCUCAAAGGAGAGCGAGACCAAGUCUACGAAUAUCACAAUCGAGAUUCGCGAUUUCCUAGUGUGCUCCUUUGCCAAAAAUGUUUCAGCAAACAUAGGACCUUCAAUCGGAUGUAUGAAGGGUUGUGUGAGGUCUGUGGCGGGGAGAAAGCUCUAGAUCGACACUACUGGGAGAGUAAAGGUUAGGUGUCUUGGUACAGUUAUGUUGGUAGAUCGGUACCUAGACCGGUUUAUUACCUGGACGCUGGAUUGCAUUGAUUCGUUGGUCCAAAAUCCUAUCUUCGUCUCUUCGCUCAUUCUUAUUAUUCUUCUCCGCUCCCUUGUCAGCCGAUAGCACCUAUUUUUGAUACAUCCAGUCCUCAAUCAUCCUUUGUCUGUGUGCUUUCUUGCUAAUGUAACGAAUGCUUCAUCGUAGUUUCAGAAACUUGCACGGGAUGGAUGUUGAUCACUUACAGGGUACCAAGCCUCGCUAGGCCAUCUCGUGUGGCGGAUCAUGUAAGCUCGUUCGCGGAUGGUCAUUGGCUCUUGCGCCAUUCAGCUAGUUGAACCUACCUAGCUACACAUUUAUCAUCUUCAAAGGACAACAUCU